Messenger RNA from Salarias fasciatus (jewelled blenny), 1063 nucleotides. RefSeq names its product aminocarboxymuconate semialdehyde decarboxylase (gene acmsd). Gene Ontology annotation, biological process: secondary metabolic process. The transcript is spliced from 10 exons. Gene Ontology annotation, molecular function: hydrolase activity; carboxy-lyase activity. The coding region runs from base 47 to 1057 and encodes 336 amino acids. NCBI's taxonomy places the organism in Eukaryota, Metazoa, Chordata, Actinopteri, Blenniiformes, Blenniidae. The record is from RefSeq and is a predicted model, not a curated record. Gene Ontology annotation, cellular component: cytoplasm; cytosol.
AUCUCUGACAGCACACAACCACACUUUCCAGGGAACAGUCACAAAGAUGAAGGUGGAUAUUCACAAUCACAUUUUACCAAGGGAAUGGCCCGACUUGAAACAGAGAUAUGGAUAUGAAGGGUUUGUUCAGCUUCACCAUCACUGCAAGGGUGAAGCCGACAUGAUGAAGGAUGGGAAACUGUUCCGAGUGAUACAGGAAAACUGCUGGGAUGCAGAUGCUCGUAUACGGGACAUGGACCAAUACGGUGUCACAGUUCAAGCACUAUCAACUGUCCCUGUGAUGUUCAGUUAUUGGGCCAAACCCCAUGACACACUGGAUCUCUGCGUCCUUUUAAACGAUGAUCUGGCCCAAACGGUGCGCAGCCACCCCAAGAGGUUUGUGGGUCUGGGCACGCUGCCCAUGCAGGCCCCCGAUCUGGCUGUACUGGAGAUGAGACGCUGCGUGAAGGAGCUCGGCUUCCCGGGAGUGCAGAUCGGGUCGCAUAUCAAUCACUGGGACCUUAACGCUUCAGAGCUCCAUCCGUUUUACGCUGCAGCAGAGGAGUUGGGCUGCUCCAUAUUUGUUCACCCGUGGGACAUGCAGACAGAUGGGAGGAUGGCUAAGUAUUGGCUGCCCUGGCUGGUGGGCAUGCCGUCAGAGACAACCAUGGCUAUCUGCUCCAUGAUAUUUGGAGGCAUAUUCGAGAAAUUUCCCAAACUGAAAGUCUGCUUUGCUCAUGGAGGUGGCUCUUUCCCUUUCACUGUUGGCAGAAUUGAACAUGGACACAAAGUCCGUCCAGACCUCUGCGCAGUUGACAACAACAUCAGUCCACGGAAAUACCUCGGCUCUUUCUACACCGACUCCCUCGUUCACGAUCCCACGGCCCUCAAGCUGCUCAUCGACAUUGUUGGAAGAGAUAAAGUGAUGCUGGGAACAGAUUAUCCUUUCCCGCUGGGUGAACUGCAGCCUGGAUCGCUGAUCGAGUCGAUGGAGGAGUUUGAUGAAUCUCUGAAGGACAAAUUGCUUGCUGGAAAUGCUCUGGAAUUUCUGGGACUGGAAAGAGAGAAGUUUGUGUAACACUUG